This is a messenger RNA of Iphiclides podalirius (scarce swallowtail), 2562 nucleotides long. NCBI's taxonomy places the organism in Eukaryota, Metazoa, Arthropoda, Insecta, Lepidoptera, Papilionidae. The record is from the annotation of a GenBank genome assembly.
AUGUCUCCUCAGUUCUCCUUCACGUCGAACGUGCCGGUGUCGCGCACGCCGCAGCAGCACAUCGACACGAUACUGAAGAAGAAAGUGAACUCGCUGAACAUGAGGGGCGAGGACCCUCGGAACUACGUGCUGAAGGUGUGCGGCCGCGAGGAGUACCUCUUCGGCAAGGAGCCCCUCAUCCAGUUCCUCUACAUCCAGGAGAUGCUGGCGAGGGACGGAGUGCCGCAGGUCAUGACCGUCAGCAUGGACAAGUUGACGCUCGGCUGCGAUAUCCCAGUCGAGAGGAGACUACCGCCGGUCGACUACUCGAACACGAUACGCAAGAAGAAAAACAACCACGUGUCCUCGUGGACCAUAGACAAGAACUACACUUGUAUGGUGCAGAGUGUGGGCGGGCUGAACGUGGAUCCAGGCCGUUUAGUAGAGGUGGUAUGCCAGGCGGGCAUCUUCCACGGAGGCAAGGCUCUGUGCGAAGCGCAGAAGACCAGGGUGGCGCCUGUCUCGAAGGAGGGCGUCGCCCAUUGGGAUGAGGAGCUGACCUUCCCCAUCAAGGUGCACAACAUGCCGCGGAUGGCGCGCCUCUGCUUCGUUAUCUAUGAGCUUUCCAAAGCCAAGGGCAAGCGGCGAGGCAAGGACUCUAAGGACUCGAUCAACAAGCUGGCGUGGGCGAAUACGAUGAUCUUCGACUACAAGGAACAGCUAAGGACGGACGGGCUGACGCUGUUCAUGUGGACGCACGUGGCCGACGAGACCCAGGGUGACGACUGGCUGCUGCAUCCCCUGGGCACGGUGGUCUCCAACCCCAACACGGACUCCUGCGCCGCCCUGCAAGUGCGCUUCGCCAACUUCGACUGUCAAUUUCCCAUAUUGUUCCCGAAACAAGAGGCCGUGAAGGCGUACGCGGACGAUAUUGAACUAGGCUCGCCCGACGUCAUCGCUCGUUUGAGCCGCGAUUUCGAACAGCUGCGAGCCACCGCCGAAAAGGACCCCAUGUACGAGAUGCACGAACAGGAGAAGAAGGACAUUUGGGCUUCCAGGGAGUACUUCCGCGCGGAGGCGCCCGAGCUGCUGCCGAAGCUGCUCUCGUGCGUGGAGUGGGGCGAGCGCGCCGAGGCGGCCAGCGUGGCGCGCAUGGUCGCCGGCUGGCCGAUGCUGCGCGUCGAGAGCGCGCUCGAGCUGCUCGACUACGCGUACGCCGACGCGGCGGUGCGCAGCUUCGCCGUCAAGUGCCUCGCCGAGAUCAGAGAUGAAAAUCUUCUGCUUUACCUGCUGCAACUGGUGCAGGCUUUGAAACACGAAUCGUACCUGAUGUGUGAUCUUUCGGUGUUCCUGCUCCAGCGGGCCUACAGUAACAUGACCAUCGGCCAUUUCCUAUUUUGGCAUUUGAGGUCAGAGAUGCACGUACCUGCGGUGUCGGUCCGCUUUGGUCUGAUGCUGGAGGCGUAUUGCCGUGGCUGCCAGGACCACAUAAACACGCUCAUGCGCCAGAUCACCUGCCUCGACAAGCUCAAGUGGGCGAGCCAAUGCGUCCGUAAAAAGAAGGAGAUCUCGAAAGCCAGGGCGGCUUUACACCAGCACCUACAGGAGCAGCACUGCAUCGAGACACUAUGCGAUUUUGUAUCGCCACUCACGCCGAGCCUACUUUGCAAGAAAAUUAAACCGGAGCGAUGUAGAGUAAUGGACAGCAAAAUGCGGCCUCUGAUGUUGGAGUUUGAAAACGUGGACCCCACCGGCUCGGACAUCCGGAUCAUUUUGAAGAUCGGCGACGAUCUACGACAGGACAUGUUCACGCUGCAAAUGCUGAGGAUUAUGGAUCGUCUGUGGAAGAACGCCGGAUACGAUUUUAGGUUGAACCCGUACAACUGCAUCUCGAUGGAGUACGCGGUGGGGAUGAUCGAGGUGGUGGACGACGCGGAGACGGUGGCCAACAUCCAGAAGCAGAGCGCGCUCUUCAACGCCGCCUCCACCAUCUCCAAGGCCAACCUCUUCCAGUGGCUGAGGAAGCAGAACCCCACGGAGGGGGGCUUCAACAAGGCGGUGGAGGAGUUCACGAUGAGCUGCGCUGGCUACUGCGUGGCCACCUACGUGCUGGGCAUCGCAGACCGCCAUCCGGACAACAUCAUGGUCAAGAAGUGCGGACAGCUGUUCCACAUUGACUUCGGCCACUUCCUCGGGCACUUCAAGCAGAAGUACGGCUUUAAGCGGGAACGGGUGCCGUUCGUGCUGACGCACGACUUCAUCCACGUGAUCAACAAGGGCCAGCGCGGCUCCGGGGUCAACGAGGUGCUGGACUUCAAGAUAUUCAAGGAGCACUGCGAGACGGCUUUCAAAAUCCUCCGGAAGCACGGCCACCUGAUCCUGUCACUGUUCUCGAUGAUGAUCUCGACCGGCUUGCCCGAGCUCAGGUCUGAGAAGGACCUUCAGUACCUCAGGGAAACUUUAGUGAUGGACCUCUCCGAGGAGAAGGCGCUGGAGCACUUCCGCGUGAAGUUCAUCGAGGCGGUGAAGAACUCGUGGAAGGCGUCCGUCAACUGGGCGAUACACAACAUCGACAAGAACAAC